Molecule: messenger RNA, 1950 nt
Organism: Parnassius mnemosyne (clouded apollo)
Lineage: Eukaryota; Metazoa; Arthropoda; Insecta; Lepidoptera; Papilionidae
Source: the annotation of a GenBank genome assembly
AUGCCGUUUGGAUUGUGCAAUGCUCCAGCAACGUUUGAAAGAUUGAUGGAACUUGUACUUACCGGGCUAAUUGGAGAUGCCUGUCUGGUCUAUUUGGAUGACAUCAUCAUCGUAGGCCGUACGUUUGAGGAACACCUUCAAAACCUGGAACGCGUGCUCAUGAAGAUCCAGAGUGCCAACCUCAAGUUGAGUCCAAAGAAGUGCUCACUAUUCAAACGGCAAGUUAGUUUUUUGGGGUAUGUAGUGUCGGAAGAAGGUAUCCGCAUGGAUCCAGAGAAAAUUGCUGCUGUCAAGGAGUGGCCGGUCCCAAAAGACAAGACACAGGUUAGAGCAUUUUUGGGUUUGUGCUCUUAUUAUCGGCGAUUUGUGAAGAACUUUGCAGAUAUAGCCAAACCUCUGCACAAGCUAACCGAGGAGAAGCGACAAUUCUGCUGGGAUGAAAGUUGCGAUAUUGCAUUCCAGGAGCUCAAGAACCGCCUGUGCAAAACACCUAUUUUGGGGUACCCUGAUGCGGGCAAGGAAUUCAUAGUUGACACAGACGCAAGUGAUAUAGGACUUGGCGGUGUGUUGUCUCAACGGAAUGGUGAUCAAGAGAUUGUGAUAGCGUACUUCAGCAAGUCGUUGUCAAAGCCGGAAAGGAACUAUUGUGUCACAAGACGGGAAUUGCUUGCUGUGGUAAAGUCCUUGCAGCAUUUUAGCAAAUAUCUUCUAGGGCGGAAAUUCCACUUACGAACUGACCAUGCUGCACUGAAAUGGCUAUUGCAGUUCAAAAAUCCGGAAGGACAAGUUGCGAGAUGGAUAGAACUACUGCAGGAAUACGACUUUGUGAUCGAACAUCGCAGCGGGAAAUCUCAUGCCAAUGCAGAUGCAUUGUCAAGAAGACCUUGCCCUGAAGAUUGCAAGCAUUGUACUAGGCAAGAGGGUAAGGAAGUGGUAUCUGUGAGAAUGCUCAGGACAGACCAGCUCAGCAAUGAGUGGAAGGACAGCCUACAGCAUGCACAGCAGGAAGAUUCGGACAUUAAGCCGAUUCUGGAAUGGAUGAAGGCCAGUGCUCCUAAGCCCAAGUGGAGCGACGUCUCAGCAAUGAGUUCGACCACAAAAAGCUAUUGGGCCCAAUGGGACAGCUUGCUGAUUCAGGAUGGAGUCCUGUGCCGUAAAUGGGAAAAUGGUCGGGGAGACAGGUGUCAUUUGCAAAUGGUUGUCCCUAAGGCUAAAGUGCCGGAUAUUCUACAGCUGUACCAUAGUGGUUGUUCAGGAGGCCACCUGGGAGUUAAACGAACUCUCCUGAAGAUCCGAGAACGGUUUUACUGGGUCCACUGUCGUGACGAUGUCCAGGACUGGUGCCGCAAAUGUACAAGUUGUGCGGCUGUAAAGGGACCUCAAAUUCGUAGUAGGGGCGCAUUGAAAUUGUACAAUGUUGGUGCACCAUGGGAGAGGAUAGCCAUUGACGUUGCGGGGCCGUUUCCAGAAACUGAAAGUGGUAACAAGUAUUUCAUGGUCGUGAUGGAUUACUUCACUAAGUGGCCAGAAGUCUUCGCCAUUCCAAAUCAAGAAGCUUCAACCGUUGCAGAUAAACUAGUUCAUGAAGUCUUCUGUCGUUUUGGAGUACCUUUAGAGAUUCACAGCGAUCAAGGAAGGAAUUUUGAGUCUCAAAUAUUCCAGGAAACUUGCCGAGUUAUGGGUACUCAGAAAACACGAACAACUUCUUACCACCCACAAUCUGAUGGAAUGGUAGAAAGAUUUAAUCAGACAUUGGAGAGGUACCUAGCAAAAGUUGUGGAAAAACGACAACGAGACUGGGAUAGGCACAUACAACCGUUUUUGUUGUCAUAUCGAAGCGCUGUUCACGAAAGUACAUCAGUGACACCAGCUUACGUAAACUUUGGGAGAGAAUUGCGGCUGCCUGCAGACCUGAUCACCGGAAUACCACCUGUGCCCCACGCAGUAUAA